Messenger RNA from Oncorhynchus kisutch (coho salmon), 2831 nucleotides. Its product is annotated as phosphomannomutase 1. Bases 367 to 1149 code for a protein of 260 amino acids. The transcript is spliced from 8 exons. Gene Ontology annotation, molecular function: phosphomannomutase activity. NCBI's taxonomy places the organism in Eukaryota, Metazoa, Chordata, Actinopteri, Salmoniformes, Salmonidae. Gene Ontology annotation, biological process: protein N-linked glycosylation; GDP-mannose biosynthetic process; mannose metabolic process. Gene Ontology annotation, cellular component: cytosol. The record is from RefSeq and is a predicted model, not a curated record.
GUAGUUUACGAGAGUCGAGACACUGUUGCAAAAUAAACCUGAGACGUGUCGAGCUGCAUGUGAUGAUUCUCUGAAUUCGAUCGAAAACGGUGGCAGAACUAUUCUUCAGUCUGAAGAUAAGCUACAGUUCAAUAACUAUUGGAUAUGGUUUGUCGUUAUCUACUAGACCGCGUGGCAUAAAUUAUUAAUCCAACUAGUGGUAGGCAAUACAUUUUACAGUGUACUGUAUUGUAGCCUAUACAGUAGUCUUUGUUUUGCAUAAGAGGCUAGAUCAGAAAAUCGUCACUCUUACCCAGAAUAUUUCUUACAUAUUAGUAACAUUAUCAUUACUUACACAUUCGUAACACUAUCAUUGAAAAAUAAGAAAUGGAUGAAUCAAACGGUUCUUCAAAAAGGACUAUUCUGUGUUUAUUUGACGUGGACGGCACUCUUACCCCACCGAGAGAGAAAAUUGACCCUACGCUGGAUGAGUUUUUCCAGUCUCUGCGCAGGAAAGUGAAGAUCGGCAUAGUGGGUGGAUCAGACUACUCAAAGAUCGCAGAGCAGCUGGGUGAGGGAGAUGAAGUGAUACAGAAGUUUGACUAUGUGUUUGCUGAGAAUGGCACGGUGCAGUACAAAGACGGGAAGCUCCUUUCCAAACAGGCCAUCCAGAACCAGAUAGGAGAGGAACUACUACAGGACCUCAUUAACUUCUGUCUCAGCUACAUGGGGCUGAUCAAGCUGCCCAAGAAAAGGGGCACCUUUAUCGAAUUCCGCAACGGAAUGCUGAACAUCUCCCCCAUUGGCCGGAGCUGCACACUUGAGGAGCGAAUCGAAUUCUCUGAAAUUGACAAGAGAGAGAAAAUCCGGGAGAAGUUUGUUGCGGCCCUGCAGGAGGAGUUUGCUGGGAAGGGUCUAAGAUUUACUAGAGGUGGUCUCAUCAGUUUUGACGUGUUCCCUGAAGGCUGGGACAAGAGGCUCUGUCUGGACGUGCUGGAGGGGGAGGGCCUGGACUCUAUCUACUUCUUUGGCAACGAGACGUCGUCUGGGGGAAACGACUAUGAGAUCUUCAACGACCCGCGGACCAUUGGUUUCACAGUAUACUCACCAGAGGACACAGCCAGGCACUGUCGAGAGAUUUUCUUCAAAGCUCCCGCCAAUGAGUCGUGAUAAAUCAUGCAGCAGGCACUCUCACAGUCAGCUUCCCCUGGGCUCCCCCUGCUGUUCAGGGCAGGUACUAAGAGCACCUGAAGGAGAAGAGGUGGAGAUGGGAGGUAAACCACUACAGAUUUGUUAAGUAAUCAAUGCAUUGUCGUUGUAUAAUAUUAUUCUAACUAGCACUGGACAUAUAAAGGGAUCAUCAGUUAUUCACAUUGGCUGGACUCCCAUGGAAAGUACUAUGAGAUGUGGAAAGCUCUGCUUUUUUAAAGGGAUGGUAGCUCAAACAAUGUGAGGAAGUUUACUAAUAUUUUCAGUUUUUUUAUCAUGACUAAGUGUUUCUCUAAGGUUUUAAUGUAAUAUCUGACUAUUUAACAUCUAUCAACCCAAUGGUUUUUGUAGUGUGUCCCUGUAUUUGUAUGUAACAUCAAAUUAACCAUAAUGUCUAAUAAGCCCUCCUGUAAGACAAUCCUCUUUUGUGAAUAUCAUGUGAAGAAUUCUAUACAUUUUGAGUAUAUAAUGUAAAUACCCACUUAUGUUUUGCACUAAUAUUGAUACAGUUAUCUGACUAACUGGGUUUUGGAUCAUUUGUUUUCUUUGUAAAUGUAGGAAGUGACUAGUGUUGUCUUUGAACAAAAUGGAGCAAAACAGGAGAGAGAGAGAGUUGUUUUGCUCUGUGCCAGUCCACUUUCAGAUUAAUCGCCUAUAGAAAAUCUGCACCCCCUUGAAUUUGUUUCACAUUUUGUUGUGUUACAAAGUCAGAUUGAAAUAGAUUUAAUUGUAAUUGUUUGUCAAGAUUUUUACAAAUGUAAAAACAAAUUAUAACUCAAAUAUAAUUGUUCCUUAAGUAUUCACCCCCUUUGUUUAGCAAGCCUAAAUUAGUUCAGAAGUCAAAUGUGGCUUAACAAAUCACAUAAUAAUUUAUAUGGACUCACUCUGUGUGAAAUAAUGGGGGUUGAUAUUAUAUAUUUAGGUAUAUUUUUUUAUGACCACCUCUUGCUCUGUCCUCCCAGGGCUUUUCUGAAAGCUUCAGAAAUAAAGGGCAGUGAUUGGUAGAUAGAUAACAAUAACAUAUCAGACAAGGGGGGUGUAGAUGUUCUACACAAAAUGGUUCUUCAGCUAUUCUCAUAGGAGAACCCAUUUCGGUUCCAGGUUGAACCAUUUUUUAUUCCAGCUAGAACUCUUUUGGGUUCGAUGUAGAACCCUCUUUGGAAAGGGUUCAACCUGGAACCAAAAAGGGUUAUUCAAUGGGGACAGCCGAAAAACCCUUUUAGGAUCUAGAUAGUACCUUUUUUUCUAAGUGUUUAGGUACUGUAGGGAGAAGUCUUACCUCAUCUAUGCAAUUACAUAUAAAUUAUUCCUGCUACUUCAGUCUGCACCACUAUAAGAAAUGGAUCUCACAGAUGGCUUAUACAGCCUUACCAUUACCUACCCAGUAUUCACAGGUACACAUCCUUUAGUUGUAUCAAAUCAAAUUUUAUUAAAAGGUUAAUGCCGUCUGCUACAAAUAUAAUAAUCUAGAUGUCUUCACCCUUCUGCCAAAGGCCAUUAGACCUUCCUGAAUGACAAAGGUCCAGUGGAUUCACUUGUACAGUUUGAUCGACAUACACUAAUUGUGAAAUCAUCAUGUGGUUGUUGAGUACUGUAUUAAUUUGAACUAUGUUCAUUGUAAUAAAUUAUUUUACAUCAUUGUG